Dichomitus squalens LYAD-421 SS1 is the source of this 1587-nucleotide messenger RNA. Its product is annotated as cytochrome P450. The record is from RefSeq and is a predicted model, not a curated record. The transcript has 9 exons. Lineage: Eukaryota; Fungi; Basidiomycota; Agaricomycetes; Polyporales; Polyporaceae. Bases 1 to 1587 code for a protein of 528 amino acids. Gene Ontology annotation, molecular function: iron ion binding; monooxygenase activity; heme binding.
AUGCUCGUGGACUCGGACUGGGUCACCGCCGUUCACCAGGUGUUCCGCAAGAUCGACACGUAUUCCACUCUAUUCCACGCCAUCUUCCUUCUGUGUCCUCCGGUUUUGAUUACUUCUUUCGUUACGGAUGCGACGUCUUCGAGCAUCUACCAACGCACUCUCGUCUCAUGCUACGGAGUCUUCUAUUUGGCACUCGCGUUGUCCAUCGUUGCCUACCGUCUAUCGCCUUCACAUCCGCUGGCUCGAUAUCCAGGGCCAUUUUGGUAUCGAACCUCGAGCUUCUGCCACGCAUUCCUGUCCGUCAGCGGACAGCGGAACACAUACCUCAAAGCCUUACACGAACGUUAUGGAGACGUUGUGAGAACCGGCAGAGUAGUGUAUAUCGGCGCGUUCCUCGGCCAGAUCUUCCCUCUGGUGGGCAUCUCGACAGUAGAAGAACACGUCCGACGCCGGCGGGCUUGGAACCGCGGACUUGGCCCAGCAGCGCUGAAAGAGUACGAGCAGCUCACCACACAGAGGGCGCGGCAGCUUGCCGACGCACUGGAGCAGCAAAGGCGGGUGUCGUUGGAGAAGUGGUUCGACUAUUUCGCAUAUGACCUCAUGAGCGACAUGGCCUUCGGAGGAGGCUCAGAGCUCAUGCUCGAAGGAGACAAGGAUGGUGUCUGGUCUAUCCUGCAGCAGGGCACGCGAGCUGCUUCAUUCUUCUCAACCGUGCCAUGGCUUGGUCUCUGCAUUGGCAAGAUCCCCGUCGCGGUACGCCCCCUCCACAUCUUCAUCACCCACGGAAAGGAGGCUGUGGUUAAGCGCAUGAGGUGUGGUUCAACGACACGCGAUCUGUUCCAUUAUCUAAACAACGAAGACCUGCCAGACAAGGAACCUGCCCCUAUGCAACAGCUAGUCGAUGACGGCAUCCUCGCUGUCACUGCUGGUUCUGAUACGACGGCCAGUGCCCUGACAAGUAUAUUCUUCUGUCUAUUAACCCAUCCAAAUGUCUACGCCUCCCUCUGUGAGGAAGUGGACACGUUCUAUCCUAAAGGCGAAGAUGCCUUUGUUACGAAACACCACGGUACCAUGCCGUACAUGAACGCAGUGAUAAACGAGGCCCUCAGACUAUACGCUCCCAUCACCACCGGCGGCUCACGCCAGGUGCCUCGCGAAUCCGAUGGGGUGUACGCCGGCUCGAUCUACCUUUCUGCAGGCACGACUGUCUACUUUCCUGCAUACUCGCUCCACCGGGAUGCGCGCAACUUCUCCUUCCCCGACGCCUUCUGGCCCGAGCGAUGGCUGAUCGCUUCUGGGCAAGUUGCGCUUGAGGACGCGCGACCCCCGCCGUCAUCGACGCUGAAACCGACAUCGUCCAAAUUCGCGCACGAGGAGAUCGCCUUCAUCCCCUUCUCCGCCGGGCCGAUGAACUGCGUGGGAAGGGGCUUUGCGAUGCAGGAGAUGCGGAUGGUGCUGUGUGCGCUCGCGCAGCGCUUCCGAUUCCGGCCGAGGGAAGGCUGGGAUAUAAGAGAAUACGAAACGCACUACAAGGACUAUUUCGUUUCUACGCGGCCCCCGCUCCCUGCCAUCGUCCAACCAAGAUAA